AUAAAACAAAAUAAUUAUAAUUGAGGAUCAAGUGGUUCCGUGCAUAUCUACAAACAAACCCAUCAAAAACUUCUAAUGGGCUCCAAUGAUGAUGCAACAUGGGCAGGCUCACGGCGGCUGAAGACAUUGGCCAACCACUUCAGCAACCAAAAACAGCCACAGGCGGCGGCGGCUGGUUUUGCCAAAAGAGCUGCAGUUCUCGUAUGCCUUUUCCCAGGUGACGAUGGCAAUCUCCGAGUUAUUCUCACCAAGCGAGCCUCGACUCUCUCCUCUUACUCAGGCGAAGUUUCUCUCCCCGGAGGGAAAAUGGAUGAAGGUGAUGCUGAUUGUGUCGACACAGCCUUGAGGGAGGCUAAGGAGGAAAUUGGCUUGGACCCUUCUCAAGUUCUUGUAGUUACAACUUUAGACCCCUUUAUAGCUAAGGGCGAUGUGUUAGUGGUUCCUGUGAUUGGCUUGCUGCGUGACAAGAGAGCAUUCAAUCCAAUUCCAAAUACGGCAGAAGUGGAAGCAGUAUUUGAUGCACCUUUAGACUUGUUUCUCAAGGUCAUAUAUCCAUAUAUCGGCCAAUUCUUAAAAAGUGCUCACCAAUCAAAUUACAGGACGAGAAUAGAAGAGCAGAGGAGAAAGAGUGGAAAGGAGAAGAGUUCAUAUGCAAUUUUUUCGACUAUGAAUGUCACAACAAGAAAUAUGUGAUUUGGGCUUUAACUGCUGUGAUUUUGAUUACAUCUGCUUCGCUUGUGUACCAGAGGCCACCAGACUUUUCUGAGCGAAGACCCAAAAUUUGGAGCAGUGACGCUGUUAAGCUUAGCCAAACGGGGCCAUAACUCAUUAUUCUUGAAGCCUUUAAUUCGUAUUACGCUGUUCAUAAAACCGCCCAUACUACAUCACACCGCAUCGUAAUUUGUGAUUUAUAACCCUUCGCGGUGCGUUUGCAGUUUGUAUUUUUAUCAAACCGCGCGGUGCCGUUUGCGGUUUUAGGUUUUAAAUUUUAUAAAUGCUGUUCAAAUCACAUUGCACCGCAUCAUUAUAUAUAUUAACUUUUUAUA
Humulus lupulus (European hop) is the source of this 1046-nucleotide messenger RNA. Its product is annotated as nudix hydrolase 15, mitochondrial-like. The record is from RefSeq and is a predicted model, not a curated record. NCBI's taxonomy places the organism in Eukaryota, Viridiplantae, Streptophyta, Magnoliopsida, Rosales, Cannabaceae. The transcript is spliced from 4 exons. Gene Ontology annotation, molecular function: coenzyme A diphosphatase activity; acetyl-CoA hydrolase activity. Gene Ontology annotation, biological process: coenzyme A catabolic process. The coding region runs from base 76 to 693 and encodes 205 amino acids.